Debaryomyces fabryi is the source of this 192-nucleotide messenger RNA. RefSeq lists its product as uncharacterized. NCBI's taxonomy places the organism in Eukaryota, Fungi, Ascomycota, Pichiomycetes, Serinales, Debaryomycetaceae. The transcript has a single exon. The record is from RefSeq and is a predicted model, not a curated record. Gene Ontology annotation, molecular function: transmembrane transporter activity. The coding region runs from base 1 to 192 and encodes 63 amino acids. Gene Ontology annotation, biological process: transmembrane transport. Gene Ontology annotation, cellular component: membrane.
AUGGCAGGUAAUAUUUUACUAGGCUUCCCUUGGGGUGCAUUUCAGACACUAUCAGUUGCCUAUGCGUCUGAAGUAUGUCCUAUGGUAUUGAGAGUUUAUUUGACAACUUAUGCUAACAUAUGUUGGAUUUUUGGACAAUUACUUUCAGCAGGUGUAAUGCGAGCAUUUGUUUCGAGUACUUCAGAGAAAUAA